GUCACGUAUAUCAGCUGUUAAACACAGCUGCAGCCGCCGUUGAGUUGAGUUUACCCAACAAAAUGAAUUUUUUAAAAAAGGUGUUGCCAAUAGCUGAGACACAGCUCAACAUGGCGAACAAAUCGGCAUUACACACGAGUGCAGUCUGUUGUCGCGUGCAAUCUGGACGUUACCGCAUAACCACAAAACGAGACAGGCCGCUGACCUACGAGAUGGCGAAUCCGCCGCAUUUCAUUGGACAUCGCAAGACCUGGAACUCGUGGAACACAUCCACUCUGAAGGAUGGUCUGCGUCCAUCGCAAACCGCAAUUGAGGAUGUUUUUAUUCGCAAAUUUAUUACUGGCACCUGGCAUGCGCUGGUCUGCUCCGAGAUCAUUAUUAAGCGGCAACACAAUACGAUACGCAUUGCUGCCAUCAUACGACAGGCAAUUAGUCCACGCAAGAUGUACUUCCUCAUUGGAUAUACGGAGGAGCUGCUGUCGUACUGGAUGCAGUGCCCCGUCACGCUGGAGUUUCAGACGGUGGCCGAUAAGAAGGACGUGGUCUUCAAAUACAUUUAGUUCAUAUCCCAUUUUACUUUUCUCUUACAUACAACUAUACUAAUUCAAACAUUU
This is a messenger RNA of Drosophila grimshawi, 614 nucleotides long. It is a transcript of the gene mRpS24, whose product is annotated as 28S ribosomal protein S24, mitochondrial. Gene Ontology annotation, cellular component: mitochondrion. NCBI's taxonomy places the organism in Eukaryota, Metazoa, Arthropoda, Insecta, Diptera, Drosophilidae. The record is from RefSeq and is a predicted model, not a curated record. Bases 63 to 560 code for a protein of 165 amino acids. Gene Ontology annotation, biological process: translation. The transcript has 3 exons.